Molecule: messenger RNA, 4945 nt
Organism: Ctenopharyngodon idella (grass carp)
Lineage: Eukaryota; Metazoa; Chordata; Actinopteri; Cypriniformes; Xenocyprididae
Product: carcinoembryonic antigen-related cell adhesion molecule 1
Exons: 11
Coding region: 130-1566 (478 amino acids)
Source: RefSeq, a predicted model, not a curated record
UCAUGUUGGCCGUGUCUGGUUUCGAACUUCCUAUACAUCUCUAUUAUAAUAGCGCGUCGGGCGUGUUCGCGUGCCUGAUCAAAAUUUAGAAGAAAAGUGAAUUAAAGUGUACUUUUUUUUUAUAACAAAAUGUCACUUCGACGUUUGACGUUGGUCGCCAUCGUUGUGUUCAUCACCUCAGAAACCGUUUCAGGUGAAGGUGUGUUUAAAGCAGUGGGUGAACAAGUUUCUUUUCGUCCAGACAAACCUCUUCCUUCUCCUGUCACCAGCAUUAUCUGGAAACACAUAAACAAUGAUGGAAUUGUUGUCAAGGCGAUUGAAUGGGAUGAAGGAGAAAUUCUAAUCCCGAAUCCGAGAUUCAAAGGAAUCACAACUGUUGAUGAGAAGACUGGACAAAUUAAUAUAACUAAUUUAAAUUACAGCCAUAGUGGAGUUUAUACCAUUGACAUCAACAGUAAAGAGCAGGAACAAAGAUUCACCUUGACUGUUAUGGAGCGGGUCCCCAAACCUGUCAUAGAACGAGAGAUAAUCAAAAAUAACAUUGUAUUUGUGAAUUUAACAUGCAAGUACAAUGAAAUGAUCAUCUGGAAGAAUUCUACUGGACAAAUACUGCCGGGUUUAGCGCUCCAUCCAAAAGGAGAGUUUAUCACAGUUAAAAAAACAGCAAAUCUGAGCAACUUCUACACCUGUACACUGACGAACGCAGUGAGUGAGGAGACCAGUGAUCCGGUCUAUGAGAGAGAUCUGUUUAAAGUUGAAGAUGUGAAGAAAGCAGUGGGUGAUCAAGUAACUUUUUUUGGUCCAGACAAAUUCGUUCCUCCUGUCACCAGCAUUAUCUGGAAACACAGAAACAGUAGUGGAGUUACUGUCAAGGCGAUUGAAUGGGAUGAAGGAGAAAUUCUAAUCCCGAAUCCGAUAUUCAAAGGCAUCACAACUCUUGAUAACAAGACUGGACAAAUUAAUAUAACUAACUUAAAAGUCGAACAUAGUGGAGUUUAUACCAUUAACAUCAACGGUAGAGAGCAGGGACAGAGAUUCAACUUGACUGUUAUGGAGCCUGUCCCUCAACCUGUGAUAAAAAUAGAGAAGAUUGAUAACCCUGAUGUUGUGUAUUUGAGAUGUGAGUACAGUGAACCAAUCAUCUGGAAGAAUUCUACUGGACAAACACUGAAGGGUUCAUCAAUCACUCCAAAAGGAGAGUCCAUCACAGUAAAUAAAAAUGGAACUCCAGAAAACUUCUACACCUGUACACUCGAUAACGGCGCAAGUAAAAAAACCAGUGAUCCGGUCUAUGAGAGAGAUCUGUUUAAAGAUGAACCAGACAGCGGACUUUCGUGGAAGGUGCCUCUUGUCCUUCUAGUCAUCUUAGGCGUCAUCAUUGGCAGCCUCUUUGUCCUGUAUAAACUCAACGCUGGCUUUCAAAAGUUUGUUGAUGACCACUGCCCAUGUAAAAGUCAAUAUUCUCAAGCACAGACAAACAGUAACGGCACCGACCAGGAAAAAGAUAAAAGCAAGCAAGGUAGUCCCCCUCAGAAUUCAGACGGGGCAAACACUGAGGAAGCAUAGGCGCCAUGAUAGAAAUUCUCUGCUUCUGUGAAAGUGCAGAGUUUGGUGAAGACACCAUAACAAAACGACAGAAUGUGGAUUUUUCAUCUUAUCGGCUUGCAAAUUUUCUUUCACAAGGAUGAUAUUUGCUUUUUAAAAAUGAGUAGUAAACUUUGUAUGAUUGACAUUAGUUUGUUAAAAAUUACAAGUUUUGAACUUUUCAUGUUUUCAUAAAUCAAUCCUCAGUUUAAUUGCUACAAUGUAUUCACACUGCAGGGAUUUUUAUUUUCCAAAUCUGAGCUUUUGACUGGAUUGUCUGCACUGUUAUUUGCAAAUCAGUUGGAUCUGUGUGUUGUUUGUGUCAUUUUCAGCAUUUCUGUGUUAUCUGCAUUUGUUGGUUUAGUGAGGAUACAGCUGUAGCAUUUUGACAAAUCUUUGACAUAGAAGUGACUUCCAGAAGCAAGCUGGCAGUAUGAUGAGAACUUAGUGAUAUGUGCAAAUUUGUCCCUUUACACCCCUUUGUAGUAGUUCUUGUGCUAUCCCUUACCCACUUCCUUCUUGGACCUACAAGGACACAAGUUUCCACUGGACAAUAAGGAAAACUGUGGAUUUAAAUGCAGUGGUGACGAGUUAUCGCUGCCUGAUUUGAGAGCAGCAGUCAAAAGGAUUGCGGCGGUGGGGAGAUGAUUUCCCCAUAACACCAUACUAUAUAUAUCAGAUAAUUAAUCAAAUUUGAAUUGGUUGUGGAAAAAAUAAAUAAAUAAAUAAAACAAAAAAACCUGAUGUAGUCAAACAUAGCCAAAGAUCAACAUAGGUGAUUAUUAAAUUUUUUAAAUCUAAAUUAUAUUGAUUCUCACAACUUGCAUGGAAGUGUUUGUAACUAACAUGUAAAUAUGCCUUUAUUUAUGUAGUUUUUUUUUUUUAGGAUGUAACAUAAUUAAACGCAGAGCCUAUUUACACUUACACCUCGUCUACAUUGGGCAUGUCCAUUGAAGCAAGGCUUUGCAGUGGCUUGAGGCUGUCAUCACAGAUUUGGGCGCAUGAUUCAGAUCAGGGUCGUCCUUUAGGCCCUGAUAUACUCACUAAGAAGUUCUCUUUCAUUCUUCGCUUAGGAGUAAAAAGAAGUUCGAAAUACGUGAGCAACGGUAAACUGUUUUGCGAACAUCCUGACGCCGUCCACACUAAUGUGAGCAACGUUGAGAUGAAUAUGUAAAUAUGUGCUGUGCACUUUCCUCUGAAAGACGAACACAAAACAAAAAUGUGAAAACCGUUAAGAAAGCAUCUGAUUAUAGCGAUGUGGAGAUGUUUGCACCAGCUCUGCAAUUCAGCACUUUAAACAAUAAACAGCUUUACAGUAUUAAACAUGAAAACCAGUGUCUGCUGUUUCAAGUAGAAUUACAAGUUCAAUUUCUACUAUAAAGCGAAUCUCCACCGUGUUCAUGUUUUUACUCACGGACGUCUGACCUCGAUGAAGAAGAUUUCCAUGUCAAAGAAGGUGGAGCCUCAGAGCCACACAUACCUAUUACAUCAUUGCCACAGACCAAUGGUAGUUCGAAGGCAUUUACUAGUCAGAGCGAACGUUUCCAGAAAGUCCGUUUUGGCAAGCUGAGUCGAACUCUAGAAACGAACUUCGCUUUGGCUUAAUUUUGUUCGAAAUAACGUCACGCUAGUUCAUUCUUCAGUUUCACUUGAAGUAUGUUGAGGCUUUUAGGGUAGUGCAACUCAGACCCCAAGCUUUAGGAGGCCCUGCGCCGAUUGCUACCGGGAAGGCGAUUGAGAACGGACCGAAUGACAAGGAGGGACCGCUUACUCUAACUCAAACUGGUGCUUGUGAUGGCCCUGGUCCAAAUUCAUUUACAUCCAGUGUGGAUGUAAAUGCUUUUGCUUUUGAUGUGACGUGUGUCCAGUGUAGACAAGGGUGUAUGUGUAAAAUAAAGGGUAGAUUCUAUUUACACUGAGUGUAAAUAGGUGUAUAUACUGUUUGUACCAAGUAGCAACAAAUAGCACUUAGUGACAGUGAUGGUAAGCACAUAAAGUGAAGUAGUUGUAAUAUGCUGUUUGUACUAUUGGUAAAUUGAGUAGUGGUGGGUGGAGUUAGUAAAAUAGGUUUUGUGUUUGCACUCAGUGUAAAUAGACAAUGCCAUAAUUAAAUAUAAAUGUGCUAAAAAAUUGGCAUGGGAAACGGCUCUGAUGCUGAGAAAUAAAACAAUCAAAUCAAAACUUUUGCUUAAAAAUGAUGGUAUACAAUGCAAAACCUUGCUGAUUGCUGUAUUAUUUUGAACGCAUUCUUUCUGAUCCUUACUAUUGAGCCCUGAAUGUUAUUCAGAUGGAAAGUGUAUUAACACAUUCAUUUGUUUUUUCAACAAAGCCAUAUGUAUGCUUUUUAAUUCUAUUAUAAUUUAAAGGAAAACAGGAAAAUGUCAUUUUAGGUCAAGUUGUUGUAGUCUAGUUCAUUUUGGAAUUUUAAGAAGAUUCAGAAGCAUGACUCUAGAAUGAUGAUGUUCAUGUUCCCAUUCAAGGCCUCUGCUUUUUUGAGCCAAGUGGGGAACUCCCACAUUGCUUGGACAUUUGGCUUAGGGUGUGGUUUUGAUUCACGAAUAGCUCACUCAUGAUAUCAUAGUUAUAGUUAAUAGAUCACUGCUUAAGUACACAACUUUUUGUAUCUGUUAUUUUAUUAACAAUAUUCCAAAGUGUAAUAUAUUCUGCUUUUUCACUUUUGUUAAUAAUACAAAGUUUCUGCUUUCAUAUCAUGCGUCUAUUGCAUUUUGAAUGUUAGUUGGGGGAAUCUAAAAGGCAGGAUCUAAACGUGCUCCUGAGGAGCUCAGUUUAGCAGACAGUAGAGGGUGUGGGGGUUGUAGACUUCCUCUUUGUGGUUUGGAAGAUGCAUACAUUUAUUUUGUUUUGAGAUGCACUGUAUUUGAAUAUAUAAAAAUUGCAUCCGUGAAUGGCAUCAAAUCUAUUUUGCUGAGUGUUUCUUCAAAAAAGGAACUGCUGACAAACACUAACCCAACAACUGUUGCUUAAAAGAUAAAAAAAAAGAAUUAAGGAAGUUCUCUGGUCACCAUGCAACAAUGAACUCCUGGAAACUGAUUCUGCUCGGUGUCCAUUGAAUUCUGCAGUUUUGAGCUUUGACCAUCUUCUAUGAAUAGAGUUAAUUUAUUUUACUGUAUUCUUCCAAUGUAUUUAGCCAUGAACCUUUGCCAUUAUUUUAAAAUAAUUUUUUGCUUGUGUGAAUUACCAUUCAGCCUGGUCAUCUUAAUAUAUUAUAUAAUAUUCAAACAUUGUAAGUGGAUUUUGAGUGGGAAAAUGCCUGAUAAUGGGUCAGCUGCAACAACCAGCUAUUAAAUAACAAUGUGUAUUAAGUUUGAAUAAAAUUGCCAUUGAAUGGUGACAAAAGCAA